ACUUGACAUACCAUUGCAGCUUUUGAUAGUAGCUGUAACACAGAGUACACAUCUAAAGACAUAAAAAAAUAACCAAAGAAACAUGACUUUCUACAAUCGUGUAUUUCCCUUCUACCCACAACCAAGAAAGGAGUGGGCCUUUAAUGUGAAUUGCAUUAUCGUUAUUAUCGUAUUCUUGGUGUUUGCCAGUGCCUUUAUUCUGAUAAUUCCUGGAAUUAGAGGAAGAGCCAGAAUAUCCUGGACCUUUAGAGUCUUAAUAAGCCUGUUUAUUGGAGCUGUAACUGUUGCUGUUAACUUUACAGCAGAUUGGGAAGUUGGAUCAAUCAAUGCUACAACUACAUAUAAGUCUUUCAGUAGUGCUGUGGUGAAUGCAAACAUUGGGAUAAAUGUUGGGCUCAGUGGUGUUAACAUCACUUUAAAAGGAAAUCCUGUUCAUCAGAUAAAUGAGACCAUUGAUUAUAAUGAGCAGUUUCUCUGGAUGUUUGGAUCAGACUACGAUAAAUUUUACCAUGACGGUCUAGAGAGAGGACUCCCCAACCCCAUCCUCUAUGUAGCAGAGAAAUUUAGAAACUAUGACUCCUGUGGCUUGCAUAACCAGUACAGAGUAUCAGGGCACUAUGCAUCAGCCUGUAUGUGGGUGGCAUUUUGUUCUUGGAUUAUAUGCAACAUUCUUUUCUCCAUGCCGGUUUUUAUAUAUGGAGCCUAUAUGAUACUAGUGACUGCUGCUUUCAUGCUCUUCUCCCUGAUUUCUUUUUCUACUGUGAAAAAUGUUGCCUUUUGUAAUAUACAGUUUGGCUCUGAGUCUCUGAAAACAUACUAUGGAGGAUCUUUUUGGCUAACUUUAGCAACAGGUCUUCUUUGCUUUCUAAUAGGAAUAACAGUCAUUAUAUUGAACUGGUGUGUUCCAGAAAAACUGAAGUCAUUUUUCAACACUAUUGAAGAAGAUGAAGAUGAACCAGGACAACUUUAUUACACUAAUAUAGGAUUUGAUAAUGUAUAAUGACAUUUGUACAUGGACAUUUUGGAUUUGCUUUAACAUCAAAUUAAGCAACAUUUGAUAAGAAGCGCCAUUUGGAUUUUGAACUGAAGCGUAGGGAGCAGUUACAUUUGAAAUUAUGGUUUUAUUCAGCAUGCAUCAUGCAUAUGUUUUUUGUAAAACGCAGCAUAUCCUAUUCUCCUACAUUUCAAUAUUUUUUUUUUCUUAUAUAGAAAUAAAUAGGAAUGCAUCCAAAAUGCAUCACAGGGACAUGACAAACACAUUGUAAAUGCAGCACAUACCUUGUAAUUUUAUGCAAACCUAUAUAAUUCAAUUUUUUCCUGAAACUGCUUUAAAAUAAGUUGUCUCAUAUGGGUAUUUUACAUGCUUGUCAGGUGACCAUGUACAUUACACAAAUAACAAGAGACAUUUCAAUAUUAGAGCUAAACCUUUAAGAAGGAUGUGCAAUACAGACUAUCGGUUAUGAACUUCUACAAGGCUUAGGAUUUUGGGCCAAGGAGAAAAUGUUUCAUUUUUGAACUUGUGUUUUCUGCCAAAUAGUCUUUCCCUGUAUUGUGGUAAUACAAUAUGGCCUGCUAUGGCCAGACUAGGAAGUAGAAUAGACAUAUUUAGGUGGUAUAGCACAACAUCACAGUUUAUUAGUUAUAUUAACUGAUUUAUUUAUAUUGCUGUAUUUGAUUUGUAUUUUGGUCGAAUUUUUUUGUAAAACUGGUACACAGUGUGUGGACGUAUUCCACAGAUGUGUAAAUGGCUAGUGGGUGAACUCAUCUACUCUAUGAAUUGCUAAAGGGAUCCAAUUGAAAUAUGGAUGCCUGUGCCACAUUCUUAGAAAUAAUCUAAUAAGGAGGUAAAGCAGCACCUGAAUAGGUUUUUUAUGUUGAUAACUACUUCUUAGAAACCGUUUUUUUUAAUGGUCUCAAGGAUACAGUUACAGUUAAAGUGAGUUAAGAUCUACUGUAUGUUCCUAAUUAUGUGUCCUUUUUAUUGUCUCGCUGACUAAUUUUAUUUAGAUAUCUCAUAUUUUAGAAUAGGAAAGUAAGUGAAAAGGAUCUGAGGGAGUCAGAAGAUGAGCAGUAUGCAAUGUCCUUCUUAUCCUGUUAAGAUAUACAGUUUACAUCCCUUUUACUUGAAAAAAUUGCAUCACAAAUAGGGACAUGGCCAGGCUGGAAUUGAAUGGCAGCUCUCACUCCCCACUGCCCCGUCCUUCCAAAGUUCCCUUUUCUUUCUUUCUUAUAUGUUCUCUACUACUGUGCUUAUUUUAUGUUGACGCUACAUUUUUAGGAGCCUAUUUUACCUCCUGUUUGCCAAAGCUGGUAAACAUAUAUGCUGUCAAAUAAAUAAAUAUGCAAGAAAAUAUUAAA
Messenger RNA from Rana temporaria (common frog), 2358 nucleotides. RefSeq names its product dual oxidase maturation factor 1-like. The transcript is spliced from 7 exons. Lineage: Eukaryota; Metazoa; Chordata; Amphibia; Anura; Ranidae. The coding region runs from base 83 to 1000 and encodes 305 amino acids. Gene Ontology annotation, biological process: protein transport. The record is from RefSeq and is a predicted model, not a curated record. Gene Ontology annotation, cellular component: endoplasmic reticulum membrane.